AUGUCGUCCUCAAAGUCAGCAUCCUUGAUUGAUGUCACCGUGACAUCCGUUGUAGGUCACGAUCUAACGUCUGAAGACGGAGGCACCGAAUAUGGUGGGCAUGAAGCGCGUCGAAGGCUAGAACGCAGGCUUGUGCGCAAGAUCGACUUGCGCAUGUCGAUCCUAGUGAUCCUGUUUAUCCUGAACAUUAUGGAUCGUACCAAUAUAGCAGCGGCACGACAGCGCGGGUUGGAGACAGAUCUAGGCUUGCAAGGUCAAGAAUACGCUACUCUUCUGUCAAUCCUAUAUGUCGGUUUCAUGAUCAUGCAAGUUCCGUCUAAUAUGUUCCUCAAUCGUCUUGGCAAGCCUUCGAUAUAUCUACCGACGGCUAUGGCCCUCUGGGGCGUGAUCAACAUCUUAACAGGGAUCACCAAAGACUUCGUCGGCGCUCUCCUCGCUCGUUUCUUCCUCGGCUUCGUUGAAGCUGCCUUCUUCCCAGGGACCCUCUUCCUGCUCAGCAAGUGGUACAAGCGCGGCGAACUCGGCGGGCGCAUUGCACUCAUGUUCUACGGGAUCUUCAUAUCCAACGCCUUUGGCGCACUCGUGGCCUCAGGCAUCCUCGAUGGGAUGGACGGCAAGCUCGGACAAGCCGCGUGGCGGUGGCUUUUCUACAUCGAUGGCUCGCUUACCAUCCUCGUGGCCCUCUGCGCCAUGUUCAUCCUCCCCGACUUCCCAUCCACCACGACCUGGCUAAGCGAGGAGGAGCGUAGCCUGGCUAUGAGGCGUAUGGAAGAGGACGCAGGCGUAGGAGACGAAGACGAGACCGAGGAGGGCGGACAUUUGGCCGGGCUGCAACAGGCCUUGCGGGACUGGAAGGUAUGGUGGCUGGCGCUGCUGAUCACUAACUACAACAUCUCUCUGAGCUGCAUGGCGUACUUCCCCACGCUGAGUGCUACAAUGGGAUUCAAGCCGACCGUCACAUUGCUCCUCUGCACGCCGCCGUUUGUGAUUACUCUGAUCGUGGCAUUCGCGGUCUCCAGACAUUCCGACAAGACUGGCGAGAGAUUCCAUCAUAUCACCGUGCCCAUCUUCGGCGGUAUCGUCGGAUCUGUGAUAGCUAUCUGCACGAUGAACACCGCGGCGAGAUACGUUUCCCUCUUCCUGAUGGCUCAAUCCUGUGCGGGUUACGCCGUUCUCUUCACCUGGGUCAGCAACUCCUUUCCUCGGCCGCCAUCCAAACGAGCGGUAGCGUUAGCGCUCGUGAACGCAUUCUCACAGCUGGGUGGCAUAGCUGGCUCGUACGUUUGGCCUAGCGCAUGGGGGCCAACGUACCGCAAGUCUUACGCAAUAUGCAUCUCGACGGCGGGCUGCAUGAUUGUCAUGUGCUACGUGUUCAAGCUGCAUCUCGCCCGCCUGAACAGGGAACUAGACGGAGAGGAAGCCGAGAAGGGUGUCAAGGAGAGGGGCUUCCGCUAUCUACUUUGA
Messenger RNA from Dichomitus squalens LYAD-421 SS1, 1464 nucleotides. RefSeq names its product sugar transporter. NCBI's taxonomy places the organism in Eukaryota, Fungi, Basidiomycota, Agaricomycetes, Polyporales, Polyporaceae. Bases 1 to 1464 code for a protein of 487 amino acids. Gene Ontology annotation, biological process: transmembrane transport. The transcript is spliced from 9 exons. Gene Ontology annotation, cellular component: membrane. The record is from RefSeq and is a predicted model, not a curated record. Gene Ontology annotation, molecular function: transmembrane transporter activity.